CGCUUGGCUUGCGGCGUGGGGGCAGGGCCGCAAUAGCAGCCGGGACCUGGACUCCGGUGAUUGGCGGAGGGCGGUGGCUGGGCCGUCACGUGGUCCCCGACAUGUUUGUUUGCGGAAGUAGGGGGAAGUAGAGGUGCUGAGUAAGCCGAGGUCCCUGCAGGGCCAGGAUCCAGGACGGCACUGACCGCGGGUUCGGGUGGUGGGGCCGCUCGGCCUGCCGCAGAGGAUGCAGUUCUUCGGCCGCCUGGUCAGCACUCUCAGCGGCGUCACUACUUUGUUCUCAAACCCGUUCCGGGUGAAGGAGGUGGCCCUGAGCGACUAUGCCUCAAGUGGCCGGGUGCGGGAAGAAGGGCAGCUGAUCCUGUUCCUGAACGCCUCCACUCGCACCUGGGACUGCAUCUUGGUCAACCCCAGGAACUCCCAGAGUGGCUUCCGACUCUUCCAGCUGGAGUCAGAGGCCGAGGCCCUGGUGAACUUCGAGCGGUUCUCCUCUCAGCUGCCGCCCUUCUAUGAGAGCUCCACGCAGGUCCUGCACACCGAGGUCCUGCAGCACCUCACCGACCUCAUCCGCAGCCACCCCAGCUGGUCCGUGGCGCACCUGGCCGUGGAGCUGGGCAUCCGCGAGUGCUUCCAUCACAGCCGGGUUAUCAGCUGCGCCAACAGCACAGAGAAUGAGGAGGGCUGCACCCCCCUGCACCUGGCCUGCCGCAAGGGCAACGAGGAGAUCCUAGUGGAGCUGGUACGGCACUGCCACGCCCAGAUGGAUGUCACCGACAGCAGGGGAGAGACCGCCUUCCACUAUGCCGUGCAGGGUGACAGUGCCCAGGUGCUGCAGCUCCUAGGGAAGAAUGCGUCUUCCGGGCUGAACCAGGCGAACCACCAGGGGUUGACCCCGCUGCACCUGGCCUGCCAGCUGGGGAAGGAGGAGAUGGUGCGUGCGCUGCUGCUGUGCAAUGCGCGCUGCAACGUGGUGGCGCCCAGUGGCUACCCCAUCCACACGGCCAUGAAGUUCUCCCAGAAGGGGUGUGCUGAGAUGAUCGUCGGCGUGGACAGCAACCAGAUCCACAGCAAAGACCCUCGCUACGGAGCCAGCCCCCUGCACUGGGCCAAGAACGCAGAGAUGGCCUGCAUGCUGCUGAAGCGGGGCUGCGAUGUGGAUGGCACCAGCGCCUCGGGGAACACGGCCCUGCACGUGGCAGUGAUGCGCAAUCGCUUUGACUGCGUCAUGGCGCUGCUGACCUACGGGGCCAACGCGGGCGUGCGCGACGAGCACGGCAACACCCCGCUGCACCUGGCCAUGUCGAAAGACAACGUGGAGCUGGUGAAGGCCCUCAUUGUGUUUGGGGCAGAAGUGGAUACCCCGAAUGACUGCGGAGAGACUCCUGCCUUCAUAGCCUCCAAGAUCAGCAAACUCGUCACGAGGAGGGCGUUCUUGACUCUGCUGAGAACUCUGGGGGCCACCUACAGCCUCCCACCCAUCCGAGGGGCCCCCUCAGAGCACGGCUCUGUGGCAUCACCUCAACCCUGCUCCCUGGAGAGAGCUCAGCCCCCACCGGUCAGCUUAAGCAGCCUAGAGCUGCAGGACCUCGUGCAUGUCUCCCGCGCCCGGAAGCCGCCCUUCCUCCUGAGCUCCAUGAGGGACGAGAAGCGGAUCCACGACCACCUGCUCUGCCUGGACGGAGGAGGCGUGAAAGGCCUGGUCAUCAUCCAGCUCCUCAUUGCCAUCGAGAAGGCCUCAGGUGUGGCCACCAAGGACCUCUUUGACUGGGUGGCAGGCACCAGCACAGGCGGCAUCCUGGCCCUGGCCAUUCUGCACAGCAAGUCCAUGGCCUACAUGCGAGGCCUUUACUUCCGUAUGAAGGACGAGGUGUUCCGGGGCUCUCGGCCCUACGAGUCAGGGCCCCUGGAGGAGUUCCUGAAGCGGGAGUUUGGGGAGCACACCAAGAUGACGGAUGUCAAGAAGCCCAAGGUGAUGCUGACUGGGACACUGUCUGACCGGCAGCCGCCCGAGCUCCACCUCUUCCGGAAUUAUGAAGCCCCAGAGGCCUUCCGGGAGCCUCACAUCGGCCAGAACGUUAACCUGAAGCCUCCAGCUCAUCCCUCAGAGCAGCUGGUGUGGCGGGCGGCCCGCAGCAGCGGGGCAGCCCCCACCUACUUCCGGCCCAACGGGCGCUUCCUGGAUGGCGGGUUGCUGGCCAACAACCCCACGCUGGAUGCCAUGACCGAGAUCCAUGAGUACAACCAGGACCUGAUCCGCAAGGGUCAGGGCAGCAAGGUGAAGAAACUCUCCAUCGUGGUCUCUCUGGGCACAGGGCGGUCUCCUCAGGUGCCUGUGACCUGUGUGGAUGUCUUCCGCCCCAGCAACCCCUGGGAACUGGCCAAGACCGUUUUUGGAGCCAAGGAACUGGGCAAGAUGGUGGUGGACUGUUGCACGGAUCCCGAUGGGCGGGCUGUGGACCGGGCCCGGGCCUGGUGCGAGAUGGUGGGCAUCCAGUACUUCAGAUUGAACCCCCCGCUGGGGACAGACAUCAUGUUGGAUGAGGUCAGUGACGCAGUGCUGGUCAACGUGCUCUGGGAGACCGAGGUCUACAUCUACCAGCAUCGAGAGCAGUUUCAGAAGCUGGUGCAGCUGCUGCUCUCGCCUUGAGUGCCUGCGGCAAGGCCACCACCUGCGGGCAGAGCCAGGCCGGGCAGCCCCACGCCCAGGGGCGGACUGGACCCCGAGCCCCGCAGCUUCUGCCUGAGGCUGGCCCCGCUCCUACCCACCUUUGGCACCUUCUGUCACGGCAGGCUGCGUGCUCAGAGUCCUCAGCCCUUUCCCUGACUGAGGGACAAAUGACUUGACCAGUAGCCCUGCACCCCCUCAGCUGCAACACUACAGUGCCCAGCGCACCCCACAGCCCCCAGGCCUGCAAGGGCCCCCCCCCGGUUCCCAGUGGGCACAGCCCCCUCACCCCACCCUCUCCACAGGGGAAACCCAGGCUCUGGGAGCGGGGCGCCCCAUUCGACUUUGCCCCUCUGCACAUCCGGCCACCCCAGCCCUGGAGCUGCCCCACCCUGCUCUCAAAGGUCACCCCUGUGAGCUCCCUUAAUCUUGCCCGCAGAAGCGUUUGAGUGGGGAGGGGAUGGGCGCCCCAAACUGAAAUAAAUGGUGUGGACUCCA
This is a messenger RNA of Chinchilla lanigera (long-tailed chinchilla), 3163 nucleotides long. RefSeq names its product phospholipase A2, group VI (cytosolic, calcium-independent) (gene Pla2g6). Gene Ontology annotation, molecular function: protein binding. Lineage: Eukaryota; Metazoa; Chordata; Mammalia; Rodentia; Chinchillidae. The record is from RefSeq and is a predicted model, not a curated record. Bases 227 to 2647 code for a protein of 806 amino acids. The transcript has 18 exons. Gene Ontology annotation, biological process: cardiolipin acyl-chain remodeling; positive regulation of ceramide biosynthetic process. Gene Ontology annotation, cellular component: mitochondrion.